ACAUGACUAGGCGCGUCGUCCGCUCGGCGCUCGGCUAUCAGGGCUGCGGGAGCCGGAAGUGGCCGCUGGGUGUCACAGAGAACGUCAGCGGCUCCCGGCGAUGAUGUAACCGGCAGAGCCCGGGGCCCCCGACACCGAGACCGGAACCGGGACUGGAACCAUGAACCUGCUGCCUACCAACCCGCACGGGAACGGCCUCCUGUACGCCGGCUUCAACCAGGACCAUGGAUGCUUCGCCUGUGGGAUGGAGAAUGGCUUCCGGGUGUAUAAUACGGACCCCCUAAAGGAGAAGGAGAAGCAAGAGUUCAUGGAGGGCGGGAUCGGAUACGUAGAAAUGUUAUUCCGAUGUAACUAUCUGGCUCUGGUCGGAGGAGGGAAAAAGCCGAAAUAUCCGCCCAAUAAAGGUGAGACCCCCCUAACCUGGGACCUCUGUGACCUCUAAUGACCUCCAGUCCAGGAGAUGAUAGAUCUGAUGACCGUUGCUCCGGAGUUCUGCCGCAGGAAAUACAGUGCAGCAGCCUCCCAUUGCUUUCAACAGGAUUCUGCUGCACCAUUUACUCUACGGAAUUUCUGCAACAGACGUUCCGCCACGGAAAUUCCAUACCCCAGACUCUACUGAAAUAACAUACAUGUUGCUCUGUCAAUGGGGACGGCCCGUUUCCGAGCGGUCCUAGUGCCGACCUGUUCUGCCGGUGCACGCUACAGGUUGUCUCCGGGCAGAGAUUCCAUAGUGUGAAUGAGCCCUUAAAGGUGUCGGUCACAUGGUUACCCCACACUAUAUAUUUUAUCAUAUGUGGCGGCCAGUGUUUACCCAACCAGGGUGCCUCCAGCUGUUGCAAAACUACAACUCCCAGCUUGCCCAGACAGCCAACGGCUGUCUGGGCAUGCUGGGAGUUGUAGUUUUGCAACAGCUGGAGACACCCUGGUUGGGAAACAUUUGGCCAGACAAGCAGCACUGACUCCGACCAGAGAUAAGUAUAUUGCAGAGAGGUCCUUGUUCAGCCUUCUCCUCUCUGGCACAGACUAUAUUUUCCCUCUCAGAAAUAAAUUUUUUGUACGAUAUCCUCACAGCGUGGACAGAAACAGGAACAGUAAACUGCUGUCCAGGCAUGCUGGGACUUGUAGUUUUGCAACUGAGAGAGAGAUAAGUGUAUUGCAGAGAGGUCCUUGUUCAGCCUUCUCCUCCCUGGCGCAGACUAUAUUCUCCUUGUCAGAGAUGAUUCAAAAAUUUUGCACAAAAUCCUGACAGUGUGGACGGAACCAGAAACAGUCAACGGCUGUCUGGGCAUGCUGGGAGUUGUAGUCUUACAACCCUGCUAUGUGGUUUGGGGGCACCUGUAAAACCAUAUAGCCGAGGUGCAUGAACAUACUGGCACUAAUUACACAAUGCCAUUCAUGUUAGGGAAAGACCUGACCCCGGGGGGGGGGGGG
Hyla sarda is the source of this 1431-nucleotide messenger RNA. RefSeq names its product WD repeat domain 45B (gene WDR45B). NCBI's taxonomy places the organism in Eukaryota, Metazoa, Chordata, Amphibia, Anura, Hylidae. Gene Ontology annotation, biological process: protein lipidation; nucleophagy; protein localization to phagophore assembly site. The coding region runs from base 161 to 442 and encodes 93 amino acids. Gene Ontology annotation, molecular function: phosphatidylinositol-3,5-bisphosphate binding; phosphatidylinositol-3-phosphate binding. The record is from RefSeq and is a predicted model, not a curated record. The transcript is spliced from 3 exons. Gene Ontology annotation, cellular component: extrinsic component of membrane; cytosol; phagophore assembly site membrane.